AAAUACGUCUGAUAUAUCCGUCGCACAGCAGCUAAAAAGAGUUAAAUUUUUGUUAAACUAUCAUUAAUUAAUAUAAUACGAAUACGCUGUGCACGAACCGAAAGCUAGAUAAUUGUCAAAUUCAAGAUGUUUAGACAUAAAAUCCUAUUCUGCACUGCAUUGCUCCUAUUGAGCAGCUCUGUCUUUUCGCAAUCGCAGUCUUUUAGCCUGAAGAAUGCUGAUCUCCCCGUGGCGAAUGAUAACGCAAAAGAAACAAUUGCACCCGAGACAACUAUCACGCCGAAAACUAAUACAACGUCCACAACUGUUGAACCGUUACCUACUACUAGUACAACAACAACAACCACAACUGCUGCACCGCCGUCUACUAGUACUUCGGCUCCGAACACAACGACCGCAGCUCCAGUGACGACCACCACCCCCAAACCACAGCCAGCCCCUCCAGCGGUGGGCACAUGGAACUGCUCAUGCAUUAUGCUCACCAUGGCUGCUCAAUUGAACUUUACCUACGAGACGAAGAGCGGCAACAAGACCCAAGGAUUGUACAACAUCCCCAGCCGUGCCUCAAUGGAUCACUGCUAUUGCGACAGCCAGACCACUCAGUCCAUGCAACUGCAUUGGGGUCCCGACGUCUCUCCACAAAUUUUGGUAUUGCAAUUGGAGAAGAAGAAUCAAACUGUUGCCCUCACUUUGCUCAAGGUGGACAUGACGGUGCCUUCUGACGAUUUCCCCGAUGCAAAGGAGAAUCAAACUAUUCAGUUGAUUCACGUGAGCCAGAACACGGACUUCAAGACGCCCGAGAAGAUGUCCUAUCACUGCACUCGCGCCCAGCAGUUCAACAUGUCGGAGACAAUUGACGGAAGUGGCGCCAUUGGCUACAUCAGUGUCAGCCAUGUGCAAGUUGAGGCAUUCCGCACAUCCAACACUACCGGUUUCUCGACGGUUCACGAUUGCGAUAGCUCCGAGACCUCCGACGUUGUGCCCAUUGCUGUGGGCAUUGCCCUAGCUGCAUUGAUAGUCGUCGUUCUAAUUUCGUAUCUGUGCGCGCGUCGUCGUUCCACCUCACGCGGCUACAUGAGCUUUUAAAUGAAUUAUGAAAGCAUUGAGAAGAGAAGUGAUGCGGAUAGAGAUUGAGAAGAUAUACAUAUAUAUAAAUAUGAGUACGAGUGUGCAAGGCAAAAAGGCAGUGGGGUAGCUAGUGCGUUUGAAUCAGAGAGAGUUGUAAGAUUGAUUUUGUAAUUGGCAGGCACUGUAAAAACUAAAAACUUUUCGACAUUUCUUGUGUAUUGCCUAUUUUGUAACGGUUCUUAAACCUCUUUCGUUUUGUUUUGCUUUCGUCUAAAUUUAUAACGCGCUUCAUAGAAAGAGAGUAGGAGAAAAGGAAAAGAAAUGACGAAAAUAUCAAAAACAUUAAUCUGUCUGUGUAUAUGUAUGUGGCUGACCUACACUUAUAUUUACUUUAAAUUCCCCAAUUUAUCUAUUAAAUGGAAUCUUUUUACCAUACACACACUUCACGACAACAAAUUAAUUAAUUCAUAUAUGCGUAUUUAAACAAUAGAACACCCAUGCAUACAUAGUACUCAAUUAAUCGCGUUAAUCUAAUGAGCGUGGCAUAGGUGAAAAUGAACGAGCGAAAAUUCUUAUAGAAACCGACGCUGAGGCAGGUAUUGGUAGUAAAGUAAAUGACAGUCAAAUUUUAAACAAAAAAAUAUAUAUUGAUGAUUUUAAAUUGUAAACCGGUUAUAAAUAAACAACAAAUUAUGUAUUAUUUGCCUUUGAUCCGUAAUAAAUCAUAAACCAAGA
Messenger RNA from Drosophila albomicans, 1803 nucleotides. It is a transcript of the gene Lamp1, whose product is annotated as lysosome-associated membrane glycoprotein 1. Gene Ontology annotation, cellular component: membrane. The record is from RefSeq and is a predicted model, not a curated record. The transcript has 4 exons. NCBI's taxonomy places the organism in Eukaryota, Metazoa, Arthropoda, Insecta, Diptera, Drosophilidae. Bases 127 to 1086 code for a protein of 319 amino acids.